AUUAUUCAUCUAUCAAAUAACAUACUUCCAAUGUUUAUACAAGGUUUUACUCUGAUGGUUAUCAGUAUUUAUACUUUGAAUUUUAAAGACUUUUAGAUAUGAUAUGAAGACAAUUGUUAAACCGAUUUGACAAUGCCAGAACAUUCACCAUCACCAACACCAGAGAGAGCUAUUUAUGGUUUUGUUCUUUACCUCCUGUCAUAUGUCAUCUUUUUCACCUAUGUUAUAUGGGCCUAUGUUCCAGAUGAAUGGUUGUAUGCAAUAGGAUUAACUUAUCUACCUCAAAAAUAUUGGGCUAUAGCACUGCCAACCUUUGCCUGUGUUACAUUUUUAUUAGCCUACCCAUUUUACAUGGGACUAAUUUUAAUACAGACACCAGCAUUAUCAUCACAGAGUGUAAAUACAGAUUCCUACUCCAGACGAAGACCUUCAGAAUAUAUUCCUGAUGACGCUAUACCACCACUGUAUGAUUUGACCACUGCUGAAAUAAAUCAAAUGUUACGAGUCACUAACGAUAAAAAAUAUCAUUAACAAAUGAUCAAUAGUUAAUAGAUUACUGUAAAUUCAGAAAUUAUUGCGAGGUUUUUAUUAAUGCGAAUAAUGCGACUGUGCGAGUAUCGCAAUAAUAAGAACUCACAUUCUGAUAUCUGAGACAUAUAAUGUAUUUAGUUUUUCCUGAAAUCGCAAUAAAUAAUCUCGCAUUUGUGAUAAUUAUUUCAAAAUCGCAAUAAGUAAAUAAAACUUGAGUCAUAAGAAUUUAUUUUGUAAAAUGUUGCAAUCAUUUGACUGUUCAUGUUAAUUCCAUGAUUUUAUGGAUUUAUACUAGUUAUUCUGUUAUUGCAUUAAACCGUCAGGGUUUAAAUUGAAAGAAUUUAUUAAUAAAUAAAUACAUGAAUAAGUUAUAUCAUGAAUAUGUUACGAUGUAUAGAUUAAAUAAAGGGUCGAUAUCUUGUAAUAUU
Mytilus californianus (California mussel) is the source of this 959-nucleotide messenger RNA. Its product is annotated as phosphatidylinositol N-acetylglucosaminyltransferase subunit P-like. The coding region runs from base 133 to 531 and encodes 132 amino acids. The record is from RefSeq and is a predicted model, not a curated record. Gene Ontology annotation, biological process: GPI anchor biosynthetic process. NCBI's taxonomy places the organism in Eukaryota, Metazoa, Mollusca, Bivalvia, Mytilida, Mytilidae. Gene Ontology annotation, molecular function: phosphatidylinositol N-acetylglucosaminyltransferase activity. The transcript has 5 exons.